Anopheles coustani is the source of this 2169-nucleotide messenger RNA. RefSeq lists its product as uncharacterized. The transcript is spliced from 12 exons. The record is from RefSeq and is a predicted model, not a curated record. Lineage: Eukaryota; Metazoa; Arthropoda; Insecta; Diptera; Culicidae. The coding region runs from base 1 to 2169 and encodes 722 amino acids.
AUGCCUGGAGUGGUGUUUCUUGUUUGUGUGCCGACAGCAAAUUAUGAAAGGACGUUAAUUAACGAUCUGAACUAUGCUGCGAACAAUGAACAGCUGCCCCCACCGAUCCCAGUCCCCCAACCGCCACCCGUUCCGGGCCGUAAUCUUAACAUAAAUCUCCCGGAAAGUGGCCCCCGUGGAAAUGCAACCAGCAAUGCAAUCCUCCGGCUCGAGGUGGAGCUACGCGACAAACACGCCAGCCCGGGCGCGAACCGACGUGGCGUGAACAAAGCCCGCCCACCGAAGCCACCGAACGUCCAGAGAGGGCCACCGAACGUGGACGGUAGCGUUCCGCUGGAGAAGGUGCUCGACGAGCUGCUCAAGAAGCUGGAGGUUGAACGUGUCAUCUGGCAUCCGGACAAGGAGGGUCAGUAUUAUCAGGUCGUGUUUCCGCUGGCCGCCGGAGAUCCUUGCGAGACGACGCUCCAUUGUCUGACGGAGCUUGGGAUCGGCGUGAAGCACAACUCGAGCGUCAGUGUCCUUCCGUGCAGUGUCAGCUACGACGGCCUAAACGACACCAGUAACGAAGAUGAAUACGGCGAGGACGCCGAGGAAAGCUCCAAGUGGAACAACUUCGUCGAUUCCAUCCGGUCGAAGCUAACGGUCAAGCAGGUCGUCGAUGGCGUCCGGGCCGGCGGUUCCCUGUCGUUCGACUACUUGCUGCUCAUCGUAACGGCGGACUCGCUGGCUGCCCUCGGACUGGUGGAGAAUAACGCCCCGAACAUUGUGGCCGCAAUGUUGGUUUCGCCGCUGAUGGGUCCGGUUAUGUCGAUUACCUUCGGCACGAUCAUCGCCGACCGCGAGCUUGUGAAGGUGGGCUUCACGGCGCUGGCGCUCGGUAUGUUCAUCUCGAUCGUGUUUGGAUUCAUUUUCGGGCUCAUUCUCGGCACGACGGAGAUGCCCUGGGGAUUCGGCGAUUUUCCCACGGAAGAGAUGAAGGGACGUGGCAACGCACGGUCCCUCUGGAUGGGAAUUCUCUGGGCGCUGACUUCCGGCAGUGGUGUGGCGGUGGCGCUGCUCCAGGGUUCGGCCGGACCAUUGAUAGGUGUUGCAAUUUCCGCCUCCUUGCUUCCACCGGUCGUUAACUGUGGUCUGUUCUGGGCGCUGGCCUGCAUCUGGCUCAUCUACGAGGACAUCAAGAUGCCGCACCUCAAGGGCGAGCUGUACAGCGGCAACUCGAGCUACGAAUUCAUCUACACCAAUUACAUCCCGACCGAGUUUCUAAUUAACGGCAUCGUUUCCGGUCUGCUGACGGUGAUCAACGUUAUUUGCAUCUUCAUUACCGCCAUCAUCGUGCUGAAGAUUAAGGAGGUGGCCGCCCCGUACACCUCCAGCCCGGAUCUGCGCAGAUUCUGGGAAACGGAUAUUCGUACGGCUCGUACGGCGAACCGGACCACCAUUCGUCGGAAUCGCGGUGGCGGUGAAGCAGACAUAAUGUCCACCUACGCCGAGCUGGAGAACGAUCCCAAGGCAAGGAAUCUGGAGAAUGCACUGGAGCAGGCCCUGAAGGAAGCCGUCGACGAUGACACCUAUCGAAAGGUCAAGCGGAUGAGCUAUUCCAGCAAUGCGGCCAGCGAGAUCGGUGACCGCUUGUUCGGACAUGGUGCGGGUUCUGGUGCACAAGGAAUGUCGAGCACCGGUGGUCAGAUUGGAAAUCCGAUGGCCAACCACCGCAGCUCCGGUCCGAGGUCGGCUGCCGACCUGAAGCUGUUGGAAAAACUCGUCACCUCGCUGCUGGAGACUCACAACAGCCAGGGAGCCGAAGGGGCCGGUGGACGUGGUGGUGAUGGAGUCAACCGAAGCGGAUCCGUGCUUGGACGUUUUCGGCCAAUGUCACGCUCCUUCCGUACAACGAACUCGCUGAGAAGACGCACCGAAGGCACCGGAGCUAGUGUGAACGGAAAUUCCCAGGCCGGGACGGCGGCGAGCGGCUCGGAAGCGAUGCCCACGAUUCAGGAAUCGAGUACCGAUCGGAACAGCGACCGAGGGCGCCGCAACUCGUGGAACGAGCGGGCCGGCAACGUGAGACGUGUGCUCAACACGAUUGCUAAUGCACCGCAACGGUUUAGCCAAUCGUUGGCGCAGGACAACGAGGAAGAGCGCAGCAAUUUAACGCAAAACAUUCUUUAA